GUGACGAUAUAUUAAUCGUGUGAAUGUAUUUUCCUUUCUUCAUUAUUAAUCCACGAGUAAAGGUGAUACAGGGGUAAUACAAUACUAAAAAAAGGAAACGAAAAUACUCCGCCCAUUUCUCCAGCAAUGUUGACAAUGAAAUUUCCUCGGAAGGAGAAACGAGUGACCGACCACUCUUUACUGGAAAGUUUCACGAGGUACACGAGUGGAUAAAUACAAACCAGCGUUGAGAGUCUCUAAAAGAUAGCCUUUUAUAAGACCUACUAGAGAAUGUCUGUAAAAUGUUUACUACUCUUCGUAGCAGUUUGCUUUUGGGUUUCAGCUGAACCUCGAACACCAACAGGUGAACUCUCCCCACCUCGCAACUUGACCUUUCGGUGGCUGAGCGACUUUAACCCGCAAUUGCGGUGGGCACACGAGCUUUUACCGCCACAGUGCAACUACAAAGUGUCGUGGGCAACGACUGAGAAGAACAGCAGAAGAUCUCGUCAUACACCUGGGAUGUCAAUCUCCAACUUUAUUAUGGAAGGAGGGUCAAUUUUUUUCUCCGUUCAGACCACCUGUAACCAAAAACUGAGUGAACCCGCCUACCUCAAUGUCACAUAUCCAGAGCUGGUGAGUGUCGUACAGUGCAGCAUCAUCACAUCCACGCUCACUCAGUGCACUUGGGCGUCGCUCAGAUUUCCUCCAGAUCUUGCUUUCUACUAUUGGUUAGUCAACGAGUUGGAUGACUCCGAUGACGCGUCCUUGUCAGAGUGUCCUGAGUACAUGCUGACCGAAGGCGAGAGGACUGGUUGCCGUCUCAAGUCCAAAACGGACCAGUCCAUCACCAUGUUAUUUAACGCCACCGUUAAAGGGAGCCUCGUCAGGAACACUUUCAAAAAGAAAGUUGUUGAAGUUACUCCGUAUCCGCUAAGCUGGAACGUAAGCGAGGUCGCGGGCAAAUUCAACCUGAGCUGGAUUCCUCCUGAUGUCUUACGUUUAAAGGACUGGAGUUUCAUCAUCAAUUUUACAGAGUGCGACACCGUCAAGGAGAAAAAGGUCAAGGGAGCCACGUGGACACUGAUGAACCGGGUUUCUCACUGCCAGUACCAGUUGACUAUUAAAGCGCAAAGUAUCCGCGGAGAGACGGGCUGGAGCGACGUCAAGCAUUUUGGGGCUGAGAAAAAUCCCAACGUGCUGCUGUACGCCACCAUCUUCAUCCCCCUGCUGUGCGUCGGCCUCGUAACCCUGAUAUGCUAUUACUUUAGAAGAAACAAGGAAGACAUCUUCAUAAAAGUGCCCGAGCCGCGAGACCUCCUCAGUGAUAUUUGUAACAAUAAUAAUAAGAGUGAACUUUACAACUUUAAUUUCCCGGAAAAGGAGGAAGAGGAGUGCCAAAUCAGUGUGGUGACAGAUCAGCAACUACACUCCUAGCAUAUUUAACUCUUUUAAAUGAGAUACAUAUCCCUUCAAACACAUUUCUUAUUCUUAUUCCUCACUCUUCUUAUACAAACAUAUUUAAUGCAAUAAUUUACUUCUACAUGAAAAAAUGUUUUUGUCGCUACACUGGACAGCUAUUUAACUAUUAACUAAGGCAAGCUUUUUUUUUUGUUGUUAUUUGAAGGUAUUAAUGCGUUUUUUCCACAUUAUUAUUAUUUUUAUAUAAUUAUAAGUAAAUGAAUUUAAGAGUCAUCAUUAAGACUUGGACGUCUAGUGCCGUCAAUGGCAGCCACUGAGUUGAGAGUGCCAUGUGAGGGGUAAAAACAACAAAUAAAAGCCAUAAUUCAUGCAUGAAAUGGCUAAUUUUCAAGAGCGCUUUAAAUCAUUGCGACGUUAACGACGCCACAGUGCCAUCUAGCGGUUUUUUAGUAGUACUACAAAAAUGGCGGCUAAAAAAUGGUCCUGAUGCUGCGCGGUGAGAGCAAUCGCUCCAGCGAUGUCUCGGAUGCGCUUGCGUACAUAUUCUGACUCUGCGCCAUAUUUUGACGCAGUCUCUGUGGCGCAAUGGAAUAGCGCGCUGGACUUCUAAUCCAGAGGCUCCGGGUUCGAGUCCCGGCAGAGAUGUUGCUUGGAACUGCCUCCUGAUACAGUGGGCUGUAUUCUUUUCACGUUUUGUGCAAGGGAACGUUCAACAAGAUGAAACAAUCGAGUGUUUAUUUGUCUGCAUAUAGAAUUGUAAUAAGUGCCAGUACAGUAUGUUAUCAUUAGAUAAUAAUAACAUACUCGACUGAAAUGUAUACCUGAAUUAUGAAGCUUUCUGCUAUGUACUACACUGUUUUCUGUUACAUGAGUUUCAUAGUGGUAUUUUAUACAGAUUCUUCAUAUAUUUUCACCCAAUGCCAAUUGAAAUUUUUGCUCUUUUAUACAUUUUUUAUGAAUCGUGUUCAACAUUAGCUUGUCAUAGCUGACUGAUUUUCAAAUAUAAUUGUCUAGAACAUGGCAUUAAAGUGCGUA
Messenger RNA from Corythoichthys intestinalis (scribbled pipefish), 2436 nucleotides. RefSeq names its product interleukin 13 receptor, alpha 1 (gene il13ra1). NCBI's taxonomy places the organism in Eukaryota, Metazoa, Chordata, Actinopteri, Syngnathiformes, Syngnathidae. The coding region runs from base 271 to 1416 and encodes 381 amino acids. The record is from RefSeq and is a predicted model, not a curated record. The transcript is spliced from 10 exons. Gene Ontology annotation, molecular function: protein binding.